AUGGUCCACCUCGAAUCCGUGGCAAUUCCAUCCGUACUUUUUGCAUCAUUUACUACCGCUUCACCUAAUACCCAGAGUGCGCUGCCGUACGAAGCAAAUGGGAUACAUAGUUUUAGUCAAAUUACUCCAUCGUCUGAUCUCCAAUGGAUACCAUGCUACAAUGGCUUUGACUGCGCCAAUCUGAUAGUACCGCUCGACUAUCAAGAUAGCAGUGUCGGUUCUACAACCAUUGCGUUUAUUCGUAAACUCGCUCCGGGAAACGUUGGUCAGGACCUUCUCUUCAAUCCUGGUGGUCCCGGUGGCUCGGGGGUACGAAGUUUGCUUUCUGGAAUCGGCGACCUCAUCUUGAACAUCAGUGGUGGACAAUACAACAUGAUCAGCUUCGAUCCAAGGGGCGUAAACAACAGUGGCAUCAAACUGACGUGCUUUCCCGGUCAACCCAAUAUCCGAGACGCAUACCGGAGUUCUUUCGAAGAGCUACCCCAAGCCUCUAAUCUCGAUGAAACCUACGCUCGCGGACUCGCAAUGAGCCAAUGGUGCACAAAAGCUAACGCAAACACAACUGCAAAAUACGCCGGUACCCUUGCCGCAGUACAAGACAUGCUCCACUUCACCACGCUCCAAGCUCGCCUCCGCAACCUCGAGAACCCCGAAGAACCCCUCGUCAACUUCUACGGCCUCAGCUACGGCACGAUCAUCGAACAAGCCCUCGCAUCCCAGUACCCCUCGCGCGUCGGCCGCAUAGUCCUAGACGGCACCGUCAACGCCAAAGACCACUUCCACGGCGCAAAACCAAGCGCCAUCCAAGACGUCGAACGAAGCGUACACCAGAUUCUUCACUCUCUGCCACGCCGCCAGUCCCGGCACCUGCGCUUUCUACGCCAAAGACGUAAAAAAAAGCGCUUCGACACCCUCUUAUCUAACCUCGAAAUCGAGCCGCUCAUCCUCUCCGCACCCACUUCCCCAACACCAGCCCCACAACUCAUAACCAAAGACGCGGUCCUCGCAGCAGCAUUUCACAUUCUCUACGCCGGCGUGACUGGCUUCCCGUUCCGAGCGCGCGGUCUUGCUGCCACGUUGGCGCGCGGGAGUGGGAAGGCGCAGGAGAUAUAUGUGCUUAUUGCUGGUGCGUAUUACACUGGGCGGAGUCAGACACGGGAGCGUAUGGUUUUUCGGGAGGUGUAUGGGGAAGUGGUGCGAACGAUUGUGUAUGCGGGGCGCGCGUAUGUGCUGGAGAAUGUGGUGGUGGGGGUUGUGAUUGAGGUUGUGCCGCCGGAGAGUCAGGUGUUUAGUGGGUUUAAGUAUACGAGAACUAAGACUCGGAUCUUGUUUGUGAAUCCGUCGGUUGAUCCCAUUACGCCUGUUGCGAAUGCGAGGUAUAUGGCGGGGGGGUUUGAGGGAGCGGUGGUGUUGGAGCAGAAUUCUACCGGGCACACAGUGUUGCCUUUUCUUGGAGAGUGUGUGAGCGGGGCAGUGAAGAGGUAUUUUGGGAUUGGGGAGAUGUCUGACGGGGGGAAGGUGUGUCAAGUUAAUGUGAGGGUUGAUUAG
This is a messenger RNA of Bipolaris maydis ATCC 48331, 1548 nucleotides long. RefSeq lists its product as uncharacterized. The record is from RefSeq and is a predicted model, not a curated record. NCBI's taxonomy places the organism in Eukaryota, Fungi, Ascomycota, Dothideomycetes, Pleosporales, Pleosporaceae.